Macrosiphum euphorbiae (potato aphid) is the source of this 1431-nucleotide messenger RNA. The record is from the annotation of a GenBank genome assembly. NCBI's taxonomy places the organism in Eukaryota, Metazoa, Arthropoda, Insecta, Hemiptera, Aphididae.
AUGUGGAGCGAUAAGUGUCAGGAAGUUUUUGAAAAGAGUAAAACUUUGUUGUUACAAAAUCAAGUAUUAGAAAUUUAUGAUCAAAAAAAGCCAAUAGUAGUAUGUGCAGAUGGUUCACCAUAUGGUGUUGGAGCAAUUUUAUCUCAAGUAGUAGAUGGAGUAGAAAAACCAGUAUUAUUUGCAUCAAGUUCAUUAUCUCCAGCAGAACAAAAAUAUUCUCAGUUACACAGAGAAGCGUUGGCAAUAGUGUUUGCAUUAAAAAAAUUUCAUAAAUAUAUAUAUGGUAACAAAUUCACAUUAUGUUCAGAUGCUCAAGCGUUAAGAGAAAUAUUUAGUCCACAGAAAGGUACAGCAGUGGUUGCAGCGUCCAGGUUACAGAGAUGGGCUGUGUUGUUAUCUAUGUAUGAGUAUGAAUUUCAGUAUAGACCAAGUAAACAAAUGGUUCAUGUUGAUGCUUUAAGUAUAUUACCAUUAAAUACAGGUACUGAUAUAGAAUAUGAUGUUAUUAGUAGAUUAUGUAUAACAAAUAAAUUUAGGUUAAGUACUGCAGAUGUAGUAGAAGCGUUAAAAAAAGAUAAAAUAGUAUUUAAAGUUUAUAACUAUGUAUUACGAGGAUGGCCUAGAAAAGUAGAAAGUGAGAUUGAGUAUUAUUUUAAGUUAAAAGAUAAUUUAAGUACACAGGAUGAUUGCUUAUUUUUUGGGGAUAGGAUUGUAGUUCCAGAGGUAUUAAAAAAGAACAUUUUGAAGAUACUGCAUAAAGAUCAUGAGGGUAUAGUAAGAAUGAAAAUGGCAGCAAGAAGUGUAUUAUGGUGGAAAAAUAUGAAUACAGAUAUAGAAAAAUUUAGUAAAGGAUGUGAAAUAUGUGAUCAGACUUCUAAUGUGAGUAAAGAGAAAGUUAUAUCAAAGUGGCCUAUGGUAGUUAAGCCGUGGGAAAGAGUGCAUGUUGAUUUCUUUCAUUUGGAAGGCAAUACGUUUUUGGUUGUGAUUGACGCAUAUAGCAAAUAUAUAGUAGUGAAACUGUUAAAAAAAACAAAUUGUGAAUCGUUAAUCAGGGUGUUGCAGGAAGUGUUUGAGUUUUUUGGGUUACCUGAAGAGAUAGUAUCAGACAAUAGUCCUCCUUUUCGUUCAUGGUUAUUUAACAGCUAUGGAAAUCAAAGUAAUAUUAAAAUAACAAAAACACCUCCAUUUCAUAGUCAGUCCAAUGGCUUGGCUGAGAGAGCGGUUCAAACUGUUAAAAAGUAUAUCUUAGAUAGAGAGUUAAGUAAAUUGACUGUUAAGGAAAAAGUAGUAAGGUUCAUUACAGUAUAUAAUACUACGCCUUCAACAGUUACAGCACAGUCACCAGCUGAUCGUAUGUUUUCUUAUAAGUUAAGGUCUAUAAUGUCAUCAAUAAAUCCAAAAAGUAAAGUUACAGUAAAAGAAAAAAAUUAA